CGACAACCUUGCUGCUCUGUGCGCCCUGACAUCCCCAAUAAUUCUAUAUCUUUACACUGGAGCUAGCGGAGGCUUAUACAUAGCUAUGACCAGCGUGAACACGAUGCUUAUUGAUCCACCUAUGCUCAAUUCAUCUUGCUUGUGGGCAUCGGACAUCGAACAGCUCCGCGAUCUGUACGCUUGUUCUCACACAGGCGCGGUCACCACUCGCACCGCGACGCUACAUGGGUUCAAGGAGAAUGAAUCCAAUGCUGUUGUCUUCACCGCGGACAGGCUCUCGACGCUGAACUCGUACGGUUACUCCCCAUACCCGCUCUCGCAAUACUUAGACUGGGUCCGUGAACUGUUGAACACGCCGGAGACACAUGCGAAGCCGAUCAUCCUGAGUAUCACCGCGUCCAAGGCGGAAGACCUCGCGCAGAUGGUCCGGGACAUCCAGAACUUGCGCGCAGACUUACGGAGCAAGUCCUCCGCCAUUUCUACUUACGACCUAGCGAACUACGUCGCCAUCGAGCUCAACACCUCCUGCCCGAACAUCCCCUCUGCGCCGCCGCCGUCCUACUACCUCCCCGCGCUCCGACCACACCUCGACGUGCUUGUAGCAGCCACGCGUGCGGAUCCGUCACUAACCAUCGGUCUGAAGCUCCCGCCCUAUCCCGACGUCACGCGCAUACGCGAUGUCGUCUACUGUCUCGCCGAGUACACCAUCGAUGAGCCUGACGCGGAGGGCGCGCGGAGCCCGUUCGCGUUCCUGACGUGUACGAACACGCUCGGCGGGAGCGUGGUCUUCGCAGGCGAGAUCGACCUAUCGUCCGCCCCGCCGUCUCUGGGCUCUGAUCCCGCGCCGACGGCGUUCGCGCUCCCGACUGCGCUGGGUGGGCUGGGUGGCGAGCGGUUGCAUGCACUCGCUCUCGGGACGGUGCUGGGGUUCUCGCGUGCGCUGGCGGCGCACCCGAGUCCGGCGGUACGCGCGAUCAAGGUUAUCGGAGUGGGCGGUGUGAAGGACCGUGCGUCGGCGGAUAGGAUGCGGGCGGCGGGAGCCUGCGCAGUGGCAUGCGCCACUGGGCUAGGGCGGGAGGGUGUGAAGGUGUUCGAGAAGAUCGCGCUGGGCGAGUGAAUGAUGAGUGAGGGCGAUGUGGCAAGUCGCUGUCGUGCCAGAUGAGUGUCGCGUUCGUUUGUACUGGCUCACUAUGCUGCGUGACUAACGCUGAGGGAAGUCGUGCCAAGAUAUAUUGUGCACCUACGUUCGAGUCCUGUAUAUUAGUCUCAAUAGAACUGCCGAUCAAGUCAAAUUUGGUAUUGUCAAAGUCAAAAUCUAUUGUUACAAGUUGUGUACGUAUCGAAGACGCAGAAAUCUAUACAAGAUGAGAGAUGAACAGAUAUGUACACCCGCGAACUGGAUCGCGGCUCACUGAGACCCUUAGCCACAGCGAGCAAUAAGCGCAACUGAUAGCAAUAUGAACUGAGAACGAAGAUAGAAGGAGAAACCCAGCAACCCGGAUCACCCCAU
This is a messenger RNA of Rhodofomes roseus, 1510 nucleotides long. RefSeq lists its product as uncharacterized. Bases 86 to 1117 code for a protein of 343 amino acids. NCBI's taxonomy places the organism in Eukaryota, Fungi, Basidiomycota, Agaricomycetes, Polyporales, Fomitopsidaceae. The transcript is spliced from 3 exons. The record is from RefSeq and is a predicted model, not a curated record. Gene Ontology annotation, molecular function: dihydroorotate dehydrogenase activity. Gene Ontology annotation, cellular component: cytoplasm. Gene Ontology annotation, biological process: 'de novo' pyrimidine nucleobase biosynthetic process.